Messenger RNA from Fukomys damarensis (Damara mole-rat), 1381 nucleotides. It is a transcript of the gene Sun3, whose product is annotated as Sad1 and UNC84 domain containing 3. The record is from RefSeq and is a predicted model, not a curated record. Gene Ontology annotation, cellular component: nuclear envelope; meiotic nuclear membrane microtubule tethering complex. The coding region runs from base 90 to 1235 and encodes 381 amino acids. The transcript has 10 exons. Lineage: Eukaryota; Metazoa; Chordata; Mammalia; Rodentia; Bathyergidae. Gene Ontology annotation, molecular function: protein-membrane adaptor activity. Gene Ontology annotation, biological process: nuclear envelope organization.
UGUAGUAGUGACACGUUUCCCGCAAACCUGGAAAGAGACGGGGGAUGGCACCUGGCCUUCUGUGAGCUCUGGGCUGCCAGGUGGGAACAAUGAGUGGGAAGGGAAAUCUCAGGCGGGGUGCAGGGCCCUUCCCCGCUGGCUCUCAUGACCCCAACAGUAGCAGCCGCAGUGCCAGCCUCCCUGUCUUGCUACCAGAGCUCCGGAACCCAGAUGAAAAUGGGUUAACUCGGUCAUGGAAGAUCGUUCUAAGUAUGAUGUUUACAUUGACUUUUCUUCUUGUUGGGCUUCGAAAUCAUCAGUGGCUUAAAGAAGCAGAGUUUCCUCAGAAAUACAGACGAUUACAUGCCAUAGUUGCAGAAUAUGGUACAAGGGUUUAUAAUUACCAGGCCAGGCUGCGGAUGCCCAGAGAACAGCUGGAACUCCUGAAGAGGGAAAGCCAGGCUCUGGAGAACAAUUGCCGAGAAAUUCUACUGCUGAUGGAGCAGAUGGACAUGCUGAGGGCCCUGCUCAGGGACGUGAAGGGCGGAACUGACCGUGACAGUGGGAGGGACCCCGGGCGUGUCCCCCAGGGGCAGGACGUCACGGAGGAGCCAGACGAGGAAAUGUUCAACUUAGUACACCACAUACUGAAAAAGUUGAGAGAGGACCAAGUGCAAAUGGUGGAUUACGCCCUGAAGUCGGCAGGGGCCUCCAUUGUUGAAUCUGAAACCUCGGAAAGUUACACAAAUAAUAAGACAAAACUGUACUGGCAUGGGAUCGGGCUCCUAAGUCAUGAAAUGCCACCAGAUAUCAUUCUUCAGCCCGACAUCCACCCUGGAAAGUGCUGGGCCUUCCCGGGUUCCCAGGGUCACAUCCUAAUCAGACUCGCCCGGAAGAUCAUCCCAAUGUUGGUCACCAUGGAGCACAUCUCAGAGAAGGUGUCACCGUCGAGAGACACGUCCAGUGCACCCAAGGAGUUCUCUGUCCAUGUGAGCCACCGCGGACCCUCGCAGUUGAGCGGGGAGCAGGAGCUGCACCCUCCGGGUCUUCAGAAGAGAUGUGGAGGAGAAGAAAUUUUCCUAGGUCAGUUUCUCUAUAACAACACGGGAAGCACCAUUCAGACAUUUGACCUACAGCAUGGAAUUUCUGAAUCCUUAUUAUGCGUGAGACUGAAAAUCCUCAGCAACUGGGGACAUCCGAGCUAUACUUGCGUGUAUCGGUUCCGAGUCCACGGUGUCCCCAGCGACCUCACCUAGAGGUACCGGGGCCAGGACAGUGGCCCCACGCCCGGCACACGGCAAGUUUCCUGGUCGAUAGAUUAGACCUCACCCCUGGCAACCCAAAGUGGGGAGGUGGGGAGAAACCUCAGAGUGGUUCCUAUUUGUCAGAAAAAACGAAUGCA